CCGAUUUAGCUUUGCUAAUGGGUUUAAGUGAUGUCAGUUCCUACUGCAACUGAAUCUAGAAAUGAAGUGUGGACCUUUUGGAUGAUUUUGCAAAGCUGAUCAGCAGCUUGGUUCUGUACUGUAUUAAUUUGAACUUGCAUAGACAUUUUAGAGGAAGUUGAAAUGAACAUGUACAUUUUCUUGGUACACUUCAGAUCCAAAGGUGUAGUUCUGAAUCAGGGUGCCUGUUCUCAUUAGUGUCUGUGAACAUGUGUGAGUGCCCUGUGACACACUGUACAGUGUACACUCCUCUGUGGCUUAGCUUCCCUCUUCACUGUACAUUCUGGAAUACUGAAAGCACUGUAGAGGGCCUUAAAGGAUGGAUUCAGUUACUUCAAGCUAUUGAAUAACUAAUCAGUGAGAGAAAAAUAUGGUUAUUGUAUAACAAUAUGGUUAUAUUUUCUGUUUGUUCUGCAAGUUUGAAAUUGUUGAGUUUUAAUCCGUCCGUUUUCCAGCUGCUUAUCCAGUGCAGGGUUAUGUGAGGCCCUGGAAAUGAUCUCAGGCAGUUUAGGUUUGAGACAAGAGAACACAUUGGUAAAGGAUGCCAGUUCAUCACAGACCACAAAGGAAGAACAUCAAACUCAAUACCCACGUAGCAGGGUGGAAUGUGAACCCUAUCCCUAAAUGCAACACUGCUAUCAGCUUGCCUUUGUUUUGUGGUAGGUCAGUGUACUACUGUAGUACAUCUUUGAGAUGGUUGCGUCAGAAAUAGUAUGAUGGAAAGCUUAGACUAAUAGGCUAGUCUGCCUUGUAUUAAAUAGAAUGUGAUUGGCAUCUAUCGAAAUCUCCACGUAGAGUUACUGGUAAUAUAUUUCUAAUUACAAUGCAAUUAAAGGACAAAUUCAUAUGACGUGGGUGCACAUCCCGUUUACGAAGAACACCCCUGAUGUGCGUCAGGACGUCGUUUCCGUGGUAACGGCCAAGCUAUUGGAAGCGCAAAUUCGCGUAAACAAAGCAAGUGAAGUCGGCUCAGCUCUUCACUACGUGUUAAAAAUUGCGCAGCGUGUUAUUUUAAUUAAAACAGAUAUUCAUACAGUAAUAACGCAUGCGGAAGCGCUUUAAAUGAGUAGUAAUAUCGCAUAAAUUUCAUACCCUUAUUGGAUUAUGGAAUGGAUGUCAGAUUGAUGGAGCCAGACUUUCGGUUGAGUCAUUUUCAAUAGUUAGCUGAAUUCUCUUAUUUUUACUGAGUGCUAUAUGCAUUUGUAUUGCUUAACUCUAUUUUACUGUACGGUCGUAUUCAUUAUUUAUUGUAUCCCAUUUGAAGUUAUACCCGUUUUACAUUUGACGUAGUUUAUUGUGGUUUGUGAAACAGGCAACUUAAGCCAAAAUGAUUUUUUGAACAGAAAAAUUAAUUCAAGUUUACCUAUCUAAUAUUUAAGCUUAUGUUUUCUUAAUUGGAAAAAGCUCGUCAUGUUACCAUCUCUUGCUAGAAGUAUGUAUAAUUAUGAGUAUGGAUAUCGGAAUGGCUGUCUAAUCCAUCGGGAUACUAACAGUCUUCCCAUCGUAUUUUUUGAAGCAGAUUUCUUUCAUUACAGCCUAAAUAUAGUAUGAUGUGUGAGCUGGGGAAGAGUAACUGUCCGGAUGCCUAAGUGCACACAAAUAAGCAUAUGAAAUAAACAUUUUAAGUGAUAAUAGGCUACAUCUGAGAAGUGUCUAGAACGUAAACUCAAAAUUCUACCCAUAUAAAUACUGUGAUAUUAAGUAUCGAUGACUUUUAGAAGCAGACAGGUGACAGACAAUCUUUCGUUGCCGUUAAUAUCCAGUUUAUACCGUAAUAGUAAGCAAACAGUCAGAGUUACUGUCAACAGCAGCAUGAUACAGACUGGUGUUCUAUGAAUAUAGAGAAAUAUGCAUUAACGAGUCUCUUAAAAUUAACAGAUGAAAGUAUGUAAAAUACGGACUGAGCGCGCAACAAUCUGAACUAACGAGGCAACAUGAAAGACCUGACAGGAGACUCCAAGGACCACCAGCUGACGGUGGCCCUGCGUAUUCGUCCAAUGAACGAGGCUGAAAUGGAGGAGGGGGCUGCCGUGAUAGCCCACAAGGUGGAUGAGCAGAUGGUCGUUCUUAUGGACCCUUGUGAGGACCCCGAUGAUGUUUUGCGAGCUCAUCGUUCAAGAGAGAAAACAUACAUGUUUGAUGUAACUUUCGACUGUACAGCCAAUCAGGAUGAUAUUUAUGUGGCCACCACCAAGAACUUAAUUGAAGGGGUUAUUUCCGGUUACAACGCCACAGUUUUUGCAUAUGGACCAACAGGUACAGGAAAGACUUAUACGAUGCUGGGCCUUGACUCUGAGCCAGGAAUCUAUAUUCGAACACUGAAUGAUCUUUUCAAAGUUAUUGAGGAAAACAGCGAGGACAUGGAUUGCAGUGUCUAUAUGUCAUAUCUGGAGAUCUACAAUGAGAUGAUCCGUGACCUUUUGAAUCCCUCGUCAGGGUAUCUUGAUCUAAGAGAGGACUCCAAAGGCGAAAUCCGUAUCGCAGGCAUCACCGAAUUCUCUACAAGCAACGCAAGGGAGAUAAUGCAGCUGCUCACCAAGGGAAAUAAGCAAAGGACCCAGGAGCCCACCGCUGCCAACAAGACGUCGUCUCGCUCUCAUGCCAUCCUGCAGGUGACAGUGAAGCAGAAGAGCAGGCUGAAGGGAACCAGUCAGGAGGUACGGGUGGGCAAGCUCUUCAUGGUGGACCUAGCAGGAACUGAGAGAGCUUCGCAGACCCAGAACAGGGGAAAGCGGAUGAAAGAGGGAGCUCACAUUAAUCGCUCCCUGCUGGCCUUGGCAAACUGUAUUAACGCACUGAGUGACAAAGCUGGACGGGCCACGCAGUUUGUCAAUUACAGGGACAGUAAGCUCACCCGUUUGCUAAAGGAUGCUUUGGGUGGGAACAGCAGGACGGUGAUGAUCACUCACAUAAGUCCAGCCAGUACUAACUUUGAGGAAUCCAGAAAUACUCUCAUGUAUGCAGACAAGGCCAAGAACAUUAAAACUAAAGUGAAACGCAACCUGCUAAAUGUGUCCUACCAUAUAGCGCAGUACACGAGCAUCAUUGCAGAGCUUCGCAAAGAGAUUGAGAGAUUACAAGCCAAGAUAGAAGAACAGGGCCAGGAGCAGCUGAGGAAAGGAGACAAGGCUGACAUACGUGAUGUCCAAGAAGUGCAGCAGCACUCGGCCCAGUACAGCCACAGGGAGAUGGGUCGGCUGCGUGAGCAACUGCUCUGCGCUUUCCGAGAGCAGAUGGAGAUACGUCGCAGCCUGAUGGAGCUGGAGAACUGCAAUAUGGAGCUGCAUAUUGACACAUCCAGGCACCUGGCCACCAUCUCAGACUGGGAAAGGGAGAAGGCAAGGUGUGCUAAGAAAUGGAGGGAGGAGGGGCGCAGUGGGAAGAUGGACAGAGACAAGGAGGACGGGGAGCAGGACAGCGAGGCUGAGGAGAUGGACUCGGCCGAGCCCCAGGAUGUGGCAUUGGCUCGGGAAGAGAUCGGCACGCUGCUCAAGGAACAGAGGAGAACCAUGGCCCUGAAGUCAGAUCUGGAGGAGAAACUGGCAAGCAUGAAUAUCAAGUCGUCGAAGAUGGAGGAGCUGCUGCCCAGGCGAAUCAGCAACGAGGAGCAGCGGGAGAUCCUGGCGCUGCUGUGCCGGGUGCACGAGCUGGAGGUGGAGAACACGGAGAUCCAGUCAGCAGUGCUGUGCAAGGAAAAUGUCCUGCGCACCAAGGACUUCACCAUCCAGCGCUACGAACAACACCGCUCACUGUGUCAUGAGAUCAUCCAGCGGCAGAAAAGCCUCAUCGAAGAACAUUCCAUCCCAGUACCCCUGGAGCUCGAGCAGCUGUACAUGGUGUAUUUCAGUGAAUUGAAUGGAAGCAUCGACCAAAUCCUCGGUCUCCAUAACAUCACAUCCAGCACGAUGCAGAACGGAUCAAUAUUAGAUAUAGCAAAACAGCUGAAGCUGGGAGAUUUGAUUCCUGAAAUGGAAUCAAACGAUGACCGUAGCCAUAGGUCAGCCACUGAAGAGGAUAAAAGGUCUACUUUUCCACAGAAUUAUGAUCCACUUCCUCCAUCUGAACUGGAUAAUGAAAGUGAAAACGACAAAGUAUUUAAAUCCACUUUUAAGUCCCAUCAAAUGAAGAGUGGUCAUAUCUUCUCCACUCCCCUUUCAUUAAAUCAGGUCGGAGCUGAAAAGAUGAAGGAGAUCUCGUCUGACACCAGGAGCAUUUCCGUCAUUGCAGCUAAGCGGCGCACACGCAUGAACACCGUGAUGUCAACCAGCGGCCUCUCCAGGGCCAAGGAGAGGAGCCUGAUGUCAGUGCAGUCCCUGGAGGAAGCAGAUGAGUCGGACGGGGCUGCCUCAGAGCCCCAGGGGACCCCACUAACCACCGCCGUCAGGCCGGCUGUCAGCAGCCACAGCCUGGCCCUAUACACUCCGAUUGAGUUGGAUCCCAAGAGGAGAUCCCGGAGGCUGCAGGGAAGCUCCCGUUCCAGCUCCAAGAAGGAUCCACACCGGGGGGAGAGGAGGAACAUCUCCAUCGAGAGACGCGCACGCAAGAAGCGCUCGAAAUCUUUCGAGGCUAAUGCUAAAUGGAAACCCAAGAUCAUUGCUUCCAGGAAUCCAGUCCUUGAAAGCAUCUCAGACAACAGACUUGUACUGCACUCAGAAAAUGCAAACAGGUACUUGGGAAAGCAUGUGGAAGAUUCCUCACUGCCACCCCCAGCAACAAAGGUUAAAUACCCCGUGUCUCAUUACACAGGCGAAAGCCACCUCCAGAAGCUGGAGAUGAGAAGCACCCCUCCUAGCGCCGUAUACCAGUACAACGCGGAGGGCAGAAGAGGGCAGACCGUGCACAAGCGCGUCAGAGGCCCAACGGAACCAUCAAGCACGAACCAGCUUCUUCUGCAGCCUGGAAACUACAAACGGAUGCCCGUCUUCAACAUUAGACACAAGGGCACGGCCCUCAGAAGUGACAGCCGCUACAAGAAAGGGGCAUACUGAGGAAAGGGAGAGAUUACACACUGCUAUCCCUCAUAUGUGCAGAGACUGGUGGGUCAUCUGUGACACAGUGUGUGUAUGUGAGCAAUGCUGGAAAAAGUUAGCUUUCAGAUUCACUGAGCACUUCAUCACUUUAAACCGAUGUUCCCCAAUCCAGUCCUUGUGGACCCACAGCCAGUCCAUGUUUUUGCUACCCGGGAGCUGGGAGGGAGAAAAAAUGUGGAAUGUCUGUCAGGGAGCUUGGAGGGAGCAAAAAUAUGGUCCGACUGUGGGUCCCCAAGGAUUGGAUUGGGAAACACUGCUUUAAACACAUUCCUCAUGAUCUCAUCUUUUGAUAUACUUCUUAGGCAGUGCAUGUUGUGUAACGAUUAUAUCUUUCCUACUCCUUUAUUUUUGUGGAAAAUGAGUUCCAUAUUGAAACCGCUUAAUAUAUUUGAUGAGUGAAAGAUAUUUGUUGAUCCAUGCCUGUUACAUAUAUGAAUUAUAUAGGAAAAGCCCAAACAGAUACAGCGCUGCAGCACCAAACUCCAUAUGGUUUGUAAAAUUGCAUUAAUGCUAUUGUUAAAGAACAGAAAUGUAGCACAGAGACCAAGUGAGAUUUUCAAUGUGUAUUUCAGUGUAAUUAAAAUGGCCUGUGUUUAUACUGCAAACAUUCGAAGGAGUUUUUUAAUCCACUUUGUGUGUGCUUUCAGUGGAUUGAGUGAGCCUUCCGUUUACCCUUUUAUAAUAUUGAUUGAAGCCACCUAUUAAAUUUACAGUUUCAUUUCAUAGUUAUUUCUCCUUUCAUUAGGACUCACCUCUGUCAGAAGUACCUGUAUGUCUUUAAUUGUGAUUUUGAGGUACCAUUACUCAUAUUAUUCAUUUUAUGAAGCGGUGUCCUGUCAUUUCUACAUAUCCAGUUACGGAUAACAGAGGCUAGUUUGCAAACCAUAGAGGCAAGACAGGGCACACAGUCGAUGACACACAGUGGAUUAUAUGCCGCCAACAAACCCUAACAUCAGGAAAGUGGCCCAGGCAGAUGAAUGGAGCACCCUGAUGGGAUGCCCAGAUAGGGCAUGAUGGGAUACACAGAUAGGGCAUGAUGGGAUACCCAGAUAGGGCAUGACGGGAUGCUCAGAUAGGGCAUGAUGGGAUACCCAGAUAGGGCAUGAUGGGAUGCUCAGAUAGGGCAGGGGUCUGAUUUAAGCCAAAGAAAGGAAACUGCACCAGCUGAUCACAGAAAUAAGCACAAGGGUUUACUCAGUUUAAAGAGCUCCAAAAAUAUGCCCGUAUGUACAUACUGUCAUUUAAUUUAAAUAACCCAUAGUUUCACCCACAGUGCUCAUAACAUGGAAUUAUCAGACUGCUGUAGUUCUCUGCUGUUUUAAUUGCCUUUUUCCAACUCUUUACUUAGUGUAAUAAUGUAUGGUACUGUUUGAGUUAUCUGGUACAUGCUUGCAUAAGGCUAAUUCCUCAGGUGUUCAAUUACUAGUGGGAUACGAAGGUCUGUAUUAAGUGCAAAAUAUAUCUGCUGAUUUGCACAUUGAAGUUUAAAUGGAUUCUCACCGACAGUUAAAUACACAGUAUCUACCACUAGGUGGAAGCAAUGUACCGUGUGAUACAAUUAACUUGGUAUCAAUAUUUUAGCUUCAUGUCCUGCCAAUAGCCGUUAACUCAGCUGUUAAUCAUUGAAGAGGAAGGAGAUUGAGAAGUGAAUCUAUAAGGUUUUCAAAUUGGCAAUGUCAUAUAAUAGCUUAUUCUCAUGGAUUACUGGUUAUACUAACAGGUAUGAAAACUGUAUAACAAGUGUAACGCACAAUAGUGAUCUACCUGCAUCAGCAGGUGCCCAUUGCUCUGGUACUUAGAUUCUAAUGGUGUCAGAUGCAUAUGGCUGAUUCCCUUAAUGACAAAGAGCAGCUUUCACAUCCAUGCACAGCAGUGCAUUAUAGGUAUGUUGGCAUAGCUGAUAAGAAAUGUAGGCAUCUGAAAGACGCAGGGAUAGACUACAGCAGACAGCUCGCUAAAUGUGUUAUGGAGCAGGAGCUGAGCAGCUACGGCUUGGGGAAAGGUCAGGGUGGUUACAGGAAAGCCUUUCUCAGCAUUCGCUCUGACGGCUCGGUCACAGACCCUCCACUUUUUUGAAGCUGUAAAAUUCUGCUUCACGCGAUUCAAGCCGGUGGCGUUGGUGAGAAAGUGCAUCAGGAGGCAAGUUAAUAAAGAUCCCAUGUUGACAUAGGAUGUAGAUGAUUGAGUGAGGUGAAGAUUUGCAGAUACCAAGUGGUGUAUAAAAUAUGCAUCGCGGUUACACUUUUCACUUGUACAUGGAAGAAAUUAUAAUUGUUCACCAUUACUCAUUAAAGGAUGCAGCUCACAGAGAAACCAUCCCAUAAUCUUAGUAAACAAUACAUCAGGGAUGGCGACACACAAGCACCAGAUAAUGACAUUUCUGUUCUAGAUACAUAUAAGCUGUUUACUGCUCUGUAGUUUUACCCCUCAAUAAAAAUAUAUAUUUCAAUAAAUGCCUUUUUCAAACAUAAACUUUAUUUUAUUCAUUA
Paramormyrops kingsleyae is the source of this 7558-nucleotide messenger RNA. RefSeq names its product kinesin-like protein KIF19. The record is from RefSeq and is a predicted model, not a curated record. NCBI's taxonomy places the organism in Eukaryota, Metazoa, Chordata, Actinopteri, Osteoglossiformes, Mormyridae. Gene Ontology annotation, molecular function: microtubule motor activity; ATP binding; microtubule binding. Gene Ontology annotation, biological process: microtubule-based movement.